AUGCGCCCAGACUUGACCUUUGGCCCGCCGGGCGACGAGUGGCACUACGAGCGACCAUCGCGAACCUAUGAUCUCACCCGGGGCCGGUCGCCGGCUUGGACGGUCGGCACGAGCCAAGGGCCCGUGGAGACGUCGAUUUCGGUGGCACCCCACAGCACGGCGCUCGUGAUUGUCGACAUGCAGAACUACUUCCUGCACCCGAGGUGUCGAGACCAUCCGGCCGGCCUGGCUGCGGUGGAGAAGACCGAGAGGGCCAUUGAGAAAUGCCGCGAAUUGGGCAUCCAGGUAAUUUGGCUAAACUGGGGCCUGACCGACGACGACCUCGCAGCGAUGCCCGCCAGCGUCCAGCGCGGCUUCUCUCGGUCGCUCAUCCUCGGGGAGUCGGACGACAAGGUCGUCCGCCUCGGCCUCGGCGCGGACCUCGGCGACGGCCAGGGCCGCUGCCUCGUCGCCGGGGAGUGGAACGCCGACAUCUACGAGCCGCUGAAGCAGAGCGCCCGCCCGGAGGACGUGCGCUGCGACAAGAACAGGAUGUCGGGCCUGUGGAGCCCGGACCAGCCGCUGCGGAGGUACCUGGGGGGCGGACCGGGUCGGGGCAAGCGCACACUGCUCUUCGCCGGCGUCAAUACGGACCAGUGCGUCCUGAGCACGCUGACGGACGCGUACAACGCCGGGUGGGACUGUGUCAUGCUCGAGGACUGUUGCGCGACGAAGACGCCCGGAGCCCAGGAUGUCUGUCUGUACAAUGUCGCCCUUGAUCGCGUUUGUGUGGUUCUGGUGCUCGUAUUGGAAGCCACGGUUCGACUGGGCGCUCACUAA
Messenger RNA from Colletotrichum spaethianum, 819 nucleotides. RefSeq names its product peroxyureidoacrylate/ureidoacrylate amidohydrolase RutB. The transcript has 4 exons. Bases 1 to 819 code for a protein of 272 amino acids. NCBI's taxonomy places the organism in Eukaryota, Fungi, Ascomycota, Sordariomycetes, Glomerellales, Glomerellaceae. The record is from RefSeq and is a predicted model, not a curated record.